CUGUUUAGUCUUUUGCGUUCCUUGCUAACUCUGGGUCUAAUGCUGAUCCCUCCAGUUUUACUACUCGUCCUGUGUGAUUUAGUUCAGUCGACAGUAUAUGUAAUGAACAAUGGCAUCUUCAGUGUUAUCGUCACUUCGUUUGAGGAUGCUGUCAGUCAGUUUGGCCCUGAACUAUUUCAUGUUGAUGGCUUUCUGCUCAUCGCCUCUCCACCAAAUGCCUGUACUAAAGUGCAGCCGGUGCAUAACAGAACACGUUUGAACAGCUCCUCUUCCAUGGUACCAACCGAAAUUUCCGACAUACCUUUUGUUGCCCUAAUCCAACGAGGGGAUUGUCACUUUGAUACCAAAGUCUUCAACGCGCAGAUGGCUGGCUAUUCUGCGGCGAUAGUAUACAAUGAUGUUGACCACCUUAUAUUUCCCAUGAAAGGAAAUAUGGUUGCUGAUCAGAUUAUUAUACCGUCAGUCAUGGUUGAUAGAAGCGCCGGAGAAGAGCUAAAGUCAUACGCUUUUUCAAAUGAUAGUAGAAAGUACCUGGUCAGUGUGGUCAGUUUCUAUAGUUUGCCGCUGAAAUACGUCCUUCUUUCUUUGCUGGUUCUUGUGGGAAUAUCUUUACUCAUUCUGAUUGGAUGUUUUGCUGCUCACCUGUGCAAUCUCUGGCGUCGAAUUCGUCGUGGACGGCUAUCGAAACGCCACUUGCGCCGUCUGGAGACAAAACGCUUCGUCAAAGGCCAAGACCCGUAUGAAACCUGUCCAAUCUGCCUAGAGGACUACAAAGAGCGUGAGAAACUUCGUCUUCUUCCGUGCCAUCACGCGUUUCAUAUCAACUGUAUUGAUCCAUGGCUUCUACGAAAUCGCCGUCGGUGCCCCGUUUGUAACCGGACAGUUGAUCUUCCAGGAGCACCAAGAUCGUUUUCCGAUGAGGAAGUUCAUGGUGCUGGACCGGAGGAGAGUCGCUUACCGGCGCUUGGGCUCCUCCAGAGAUUUCGUCACCUGUUUUUUAUUCUACGUCGCCGGACGGCCUUUCGUCACGAUCGUAUGAGUCGGACAGCAUCGAUCGCUUCGGCCAACACGUUGUUUGACGAUGCUAAUGAGGAAUCAGCCCCUUUAUUGUCACAUCUGAGUGCAACUGACUCGGCUACGUUCACAAUGGUUUGCAGUCAGAGUUCACCUAUAGCUUCUCAGCAAGCAUAUUCCAAUCACUCUGUCGUAUGUCCAGUCACGAUAGAGGAUGAUCAGCUUCUCAUCUUAGAUAACGAGAGUUCUCAACCAACAGCUCAACCUGCCGAUAUCGUUGACGGGUCAGGCAGUCUCAUUGGAGAGGUCAGUAGGCCUUUGGCGAGCGCUCCUCUUUCUUCCGGUAUGCGUUCACCUGGAGAGAAUGUCAAUGCGUCCUCUCGGUUGACCAAUUCCGAUGCGCGGUUACUCGUCGACUUGGAACCAUUUGUUUCCACUCGGCAUUAAUUAUUGUACACGCUUGGAACUUUGGUAACCGUGGGUUUAUUUUUCACCCACAUCGUCUAUUUUUACUCACCAAAACCUGCAUUGUGAUCUACGAUCUGUUCACUUGCAUACUCGGCCCAGUUUAGACUGUCAUAAUUGUGAACGAGAUUGCCUGCGUUUUACAUUUUGCUUCCUCUUUUUCUCAGUCAUUCAUUACCAGUUCUUUCACUCAUCGUGGUGUUCAUUCUUUUUCAUUUUGACUGACUGUGCCUAUUUAACAGCCCGUUCUUUCAGCAUCGUUACACACCCUUCCACUGAUUCCACAAUAGCACCAGCUUCUCUUCAAGUGCACCCUAGAACAUGUUUGUACUCUACCAGUUCACGCAAUCAUGGCACUGUACGUUUAUUUCUUAAAGUAUCUUUUGUCAGGUUCUCGCAUUACUAUCUUAUGGGCGUAGCAGGCAGUCUUUUUCUCUGUGGGACUGCUGGGCCAAUCAUUUAUUAUGUGAUAGAAAACUCACAGGGGCCUGUCGAUUCUUCUGAUAAAAAACCAC
Messenger RNA from Opisthorchis viverrini, 1994 nucleotides. RefSeq lists its product as hypothetical. Lineage: Eukaryota; Metazoa; Platyhelminthes; Trematoda; Opisthorchiida; Opisthorchiidae. Gene Ontology annotation, cellular component: nucleoplasm; cytoplasm. The transcript is spliced from 8 exons. The coding region runs from base 40 to 1461 and encodes 473 amino acids. The record is from RefSeq and is a predicted model, not a curated record.